UUCCCGGAGCCUGGGCGGAGAAGGAGGAAAACUUCUUCCUGGCCUGGGCUCGGGGCCCUUCUGCCUGCCAGUCCUCCAAUCCCGCCUACCGGUACCCGGCGCUUCCCACCCCUCCCCCGCUCCCCCGGUGUCCGCCAUGGCCAAAGCCUACGACCACCUCUUCAAGUUGCUGCUGAUCGGGGACUCUGGGGUGGGCAAGACUUGUCUGAUCAUUCGCUUUGCAGAGGACAACUUCAACAGCACUUACAUCUCCACCAUCGGAAUUGACUUCAAGAUCCGCACUGUGGACAUAGAGGGGAAGAAGAUCAAACUGCAAGUCUGGGACACGGCUGGUCAAGAGAGAUUCAAGACAAUAACUACCGCCUAUUACCGUGGAGCCAUGGGUAUUAUCCUAGUAUAUGACAUCACAGAUGAAAAAUCAUUCGAGAAUAUUCAGAACUGGAUGAAGAGCAUCAAAGAGAAUGCCUCAGCUGGUGUGGAGCGCCUCUUGCUGGGGAACAAGUGUGAUAUGGAGGCCAAGAGGAAGGUGCAGAAGGAGCAGGCUGAUAAGCUGGCUCGGGAGCACGGAAUCAGAUUUUUCGAGACAAGUGCCAAAUCCAGUAUGAAUGUGGAUGAGGCCUUCAGUUCCCUAGCCCGGGACAUCUUGAUCAAGUCUGGAGGUCGGAGAUCGGGAAACAGCAACAAGUCCCCCAGCACUGACCUGAAAACAUGUGACAGGAAGAACACCAACAAAUGCUCCUUGGGCUGAGGCCUCCUGCCUUCCUC
Chrysochloris asiatica (Cape golden mole) is the source of this 765-nucleotide messenger RNA. It is a transcript of the gene RAB13, whose product is annotated as RAB13, member RAS oncogene family. Bases 137 to 748 code for a protein of 203 amino acids. Gene Ontology annotation, molecular function: GTPase activity; GTP binding. Gene Ontology annotation, biological process: cellular response to insulin stimulus; regulation of exocytosis; protein localization to plasma membrane. Lineage: Eukaryota; Metazoa; Chordata; Mammalia; Afrosoricida; Chrysochloridae. The transcript has 8 exons. Gene Ontology annotation, cellular component: endosome; trans-Golgi network transport vesicle; plasma membrane. The record is from RefSeq and is a predicted model, not a curated record.